Messenger RNA from Ruditapes philippinarum (Manila clam), 1472 nucleotides. Its product is annotated as carbonyl reductase [NADPH] 1-like. The record is from RefSeq and is a predicted model, not a curated record. Gene Ontology annotation, molecular function: oxidoreductase activity. Lineage: Eukaryota; Metazoa; Mollusca; Bivalvia; Venerida; Veneridae. The transcript is spliced from 2 exons. The coding region runs from base 173 to 1027 and encodes 284 amino acids.
GAACACUUUAAACGGACUUGGUGAGAGGUGCGAGCGAUUUAAGGUAUACACCGUAUUUGUUUUUCCUAGUUUUGGUUUAAAUCUACAUGCGGAUAAUCGAUAUCCAGUGAUCAAUACACAGAUCAGAGUUGAAGUAUUGAAAACAUUGCAGACAUUCAUAGUGAUACAAGAGAUGGUUAAGAAGGUCGCAAUUGUUACCGGUGCAAACCGUGGUAUUGGUUUCCAAGUUGCCAGGCAAUUACUCUACGACUUCCCCGGUGAUGUCAUAGUAACCGGAAGAGAUACUGCCAAGGGUCAAAGCGCGUGUAAGAAACUGGCAGCAGAAGGCCUUAAACCAGUCUGGCAUGAACUAGACGUAACACAGUCUGCUAGUAUACGAAUGUUUGUGGACUUUAUACGUGAAAACUAUGGAGGAAUUGAUGUGUUGGUCAAUAAUGCAGGUACUGUGUUCGAGAAAGACUCUCCACUGUCAAUGUACAGACAAGCAGAACUUAGCAUACAGACAAAUUUUAAGGGAACUAUGAGCUUAAUCAGAUAUUUUCUUCCGUUGCUUAGACCACACGCCCGUGUUGUUAUGCUUUCAAGUGAACUUGGUAAACUGAGCAGUCUCGGCAAAGAACUUAGAAAACAAAUUGAUUUGGAUAAGGUUACUAUGUUCGAUCUUGAUAAACUAGCAGACAAAUACCUGGCCGCCAUUAAGGCAAAAGUUUGGUCCGAGUACGGUUGGCCAGACCGAAUUUUAGAGUCAAUCAGCGUUCUUUUAAAUGUAUUUGUAUAUGCUUUGGCAAGAGACUUGAAGUCAGAUCAGCGUAGGAAUAUCCUCGUGAACGCUUGUUGUCCGGGAUGGACCGCAACAGAACAAAUGAAAACCCAUCUAGACGAGAGCGGAUGUUUAGGUGGAGUGGAAGCGAGGUCACCGGAAGAAGCUGCAGCAGACGUUACAAGAUUGGCAUUACUUCCGUCUGGCACCAGCUCACCAAACGGCGAUACAGUUUACAAAAGACAGAUUAUAAAUAUUAGAGAUUAACAAGGACUUUUAUGCGUUCUGCUAGCAAUUUAUAUAUAAAUUCAAACGGCCAGACUAAAGCUUUAACUUCUGAUACAAAAGAACUGGCCUGUAGAAUGCAGAUGCAAGUAAAGUAAGAUAUUUUUAUUCGGAUUCUUUGAAAGGAUUAAUUUGAACAUUUUAAUCUGUUACUUUCUUUAGAUACAUUAAACAUUUUAGAAGACGAAAGGGAGACGUUAUAUUUAGUUUGUAUAUAGUAAACAGACUUUGCAAUUGUAUGCUCGAAACGAAAACUAAAAAUUCUUCAUGAUUUUAUCAUAUUUUUCUUUACCUUUGUGAGAACAAUAAGUACUUUUUGUCCAAUAUUGUGAUUUUUUUCUGUGAUACUUGUUCACUAUCAACAUUAUAUUGCAUUUUCUCUUGGCAAUUAUUAACUUAAUAAAGUCUUGUAAUACAAAUUUUGCAA